Molecule: messenger RNA, 2000 nt
Organism: Styela clava
Lineage: Eukaryota; Metazoa; Chordata; Ascidiacea; Stolidobranchia; Styelidae
Product: inactive peptidyl-prolyl cis-trans isomerase FKBP6-like
Biological process (GO): piRNA processing; spermatogenesis
Cellular component (GO): cytoplasm
Molecular function (GO): Hsp90 protein binding; peptidyl-prolyl cis-trans isomerase activity
Source: RefSeq, a predicted model, not a curated record
CAACGACUGUCGGCGGUGUAGGGAAAUCCCCGUCGUUGUAAACAUACAGGUUCUUGAAAGCUGCUUCAGUGUCACGCACGUGCCAAUUCUUGUUGCGGAGGUUUUUGCGCGCUCCACGUUGUUAGCUAAAUCAUGGCAGAGAAAAGAAAUAACGAUGAUCCGAUUGACAAUUUGCCAAAAUAUGGAAUAUUUGGUCCAACGAAGCCAGUUAAACACGGAGUUUGUGUAAGUGAUCUGAGGGAAGCUGGCCAUGAAGGUGCAGUACUUGAGUUUUGCACUGAUGAAAUUUCUGAAAAUGUCGACGAAAGAAUACAGCAAGAGGACAAAUAUUUCGAUUCGCCAGACAUGUCAAAAUGUUCAUACAUUUUGGAAGAGCUAUGUGCUGCCUCAGACGACGAUGAAUCAGUUCCAAUGUUUGACAGAUUAAAGGCAAAAAUGAAAAACGUAACAGAAGAUGGCGGCGUGAAAAAAGCCAUACUGAGUGAGGGCGUUGGUGGAGUUGUUCCAGCAGAUUCACGGAUCAGAGCGCACUAUCAUGCUUUUUUGGAAGACAUGAGUGAGCCAUAUGAUUCAAGCUAUCUGCAGGGGAAGGAGUUGAAAAUAACUUUAGGGAAAGGACUAGUAAUUCCAGGCCUUGAUCUAGGAAUAGCUUCCAUGCGUAAGAAGGAAAAAUCCAGGUUUUUAGUGUGUCCUGAAUACGCGUAUGGUGAAAUGGGAUGUCCACCACGCAUCCCCUCUAAUGCAACAAUACUGUUUGAAGUAGAGCUUCUGGGAUUUACAGAAUCAUCUAUUCUUGAUGAAUGUGAGGGUAUGAAUUAUAACAGACAAGAAUUUACAUUCAGCAAAAUGCUUGAAGUUGCUAAAGCGGAGAAAAAUGAAGGAAAUGAUCUUUUCCAUCAGAAGCAAUACAUUAAAGCUCAGCAUAAAUUCAUGAGAUGUAUCAACGCAAUGGAAUCUGUGCGACUCAAAGACGAAAAUGAAGAGGUCGAAAUGAUAAAAAUUGUUAGCAAAUCAUAUCAAAACAUGGCGCUUUGCUGUCUUCGACUGGGUAAUUUUGGAAAAGCUCUCGCAGCCGGCAGACGCGUUUUGGAAUACGACCCUGACCACGCAAAAGCGUUGUUUAUCGUUGGUAAAGCGUUACGUCAUAUUGGUGAUUUCAAGGAGGCAAGGAAGUAUAUGUUGCGUGCUCGUAAAUUUGCGCCGACUUCUGAUGACAUAACCAAAGAGUUGAAGCUGAUCGACAAGACCGAGGAACGUUUUCGUAACGCCGAAGUAGGCAUGUAUAAGAAAAUGUUUAGUGGACAUGUAAACGUCACGCAAAACGGGAUUCCAACACCGCGCACGAAGGUCACGUCAACUAAACAACAACAGGGCAUAGCAAUGUCAUCGUUCCAGUCGGUCAUCAAAGGCCGACUGGAAGAUUUCAAGAAAAAUAACGCAAUUCUAGAGCUCGGUAUUCCCAUAUCAGCAUUUACACAACACGAAAUUCUUUGUGCAGCAAAUACUGCAGAAGAAAUGAGACUAGAUGUGGAAUUGAUAGACAAGCCAGGGAAGCCAAAACAACUGAAAAUCACUAAACCGAAGUUUCAAUAAUUUUUCAGCUAUUUGCCUGAAUACCUUUACACUUUGUCAGUAUAAAUUGGAAUUGGUUGCUGAUGUUGCCAUUCGAUAUCACUUGCGGAAAUGUCGAAAAUAAUAACAGUGUGAACACAAAGUUGAAUAAGUUCGAUUUAUUUUCUUGUUGUAUGAGUUGUAGUAUAACACCUGACACCUCCACCCAUUAAAAUCACUACUAAUUGAUUUGAGUGCCAAUUUGUGUAGACAGAUGAUUUUUUGUUUUGCCAUCACUGCCCAUUGUUUCUUUCUACAUUUUUUUAUGAUUCAUUAAUCCAUUUUAACAUGCUUGAUUUCAAGGUGUUUUAAUAAUCGUGUAUCGACAUAUAAAUACUUUCGAUUAUGAUUUCAUGGAAAAUUUCUUUUCAAUAAAAAAUAUUAAUAUA